CACUCACGGAGCGAACGUUGCUUUGCGCAUGCGUUAUAACCUCAACGAACUGUCAAUUCUCGAGCGAACGUAAAUAAACAAGUGACUUUUAAGUGCCAAACCUUCUUUUGUUUUACUUAAUUUCGACAAGUAAAGAGGAUUUAGUGACUGUAAUAUCGUGUGAUAAUUUGUGCAACGAAUUUGCCAGUGCCGUUAUGAUCCAAAGACAAUAAAAACGAGAAGAUGCAUCUACAAAUCUUUUUAACUUUAAGCGCCGUCUUGUUUAGUGAAGCGAAACUGCCAAGAUUAAAUCGCCACACGCAGCCGAAUGAGUUAUCGAACCCCACACAGAACUCGCAGGCGCAGCGGCUUGUGCAAAUAGAGGCGAAGACGGCAAAAACGAACCGAAUAAUCGAUCAGUAUCGAGUGAGGCAUCGGCGAGAUGUAUUCGAUUCGAAGUCCUAUGAAUCGAGUCUGAUAUGGGCGCAUUCGGAGCGGUUAGAUGAGAACGGAGACGUGUUACUACGAUGGGUGAAUUCGGAUUCGAGUAUAACCUUCAGACUUGAAGCGAGAACCCGUGGUUACGUCGGGUUGGGAUUCAACUCGGCAAGAAACAUGAGAGGCGCCGAUUUGGUAGUCGCCUGGGUUGACGACAGGAAUGGCAACGCUCAGGUUCUGGACUGUCACGGACCGGAGUUCGAUGACCUGGCGGUUGCUGACGACGUGCAAAAUUACGAGCUGAUAUCGGGGUACCAGAAUGACACGCACACCACCGUCGAAUUUAGGAGGCAGCUGGAUACGUGUGAUAAGCAAGACUUCGUUAUUGGCGAAGACACAGUGCAAGUGCUCUGGGCGCUAGGUCCCGAGGGUUCGGAUGGGGAGCUCCCCAAACAUGUGAAGAGUGGAUCCAGGCCAUUGCGUCUGCUGCAGCCAGUGGCCAAACCUCAAGUACCUCUUAUGAACUGGGAUGUCAGGCUGAACAAUCUGACGAUACCCCACGUAAUGGCCACUUUAUUCUGGUGCAAGAUCUUCAAAGCUCCUGACUUACCUAAAAAGCAUCACAUCGUCGGCUACCAACCAAUCAUAGACAGCAGACCGAUCAGAGACAAACAGCCGGUCAUAGAGAAGGAUAGUCUGUCGCCUGUACACCAUAUGGUGCUAUAUGAGUGCGCGGAGGACCCUGAUAAGCAGCUAUGGAACGACUGGGCGGAAAGCGAUGGGUUCUUUGGGCCGAAUAGACCCAGUCAGUGGGCGACCUGCGUGACGCCUAUAGCGGCUUGGGCUAUUGGAUCUAAAGGGGAGUAUUUACCGGAGAACGUCGGCAUACCGGUUGGAGAGAGGAGCGGGGUGUCUUACUAUAUGCUGGAGGUACACUACGACAACCAGGCGUUACAUGAAGUGCUCGACAGCUCAGGCAUCCGAGUGUACUACACACCGGUGAUACGCGAGCACGAUGCGGCGCUGCUAGGCGCCGGUAUAGGGGUGUCGGCGCUGCACGUCAUCCCGCCCAAGCAGCGCCAGUACCGCACCGUCGGCAUCUGCAGCCCGGAGUGCACUGAGAGCGUGAGUACACAAACACACAUUAUGUAUUAUGUAGUAUAUGACGCGGCGCUGCUAGGCGCCGGUAUAGGGGUGUCGGCGCUGCACGUCAUCCCGCCCAAGCAGCGCCAGUACCGCACCGUCGGCAUCUGCAGCCCGGAGUGCACUGAGAGCGUGAGUACACAAACACACAUUAUGUAUUAUGUAGUAUAUGACGCGGCGCUGCUAGGCGCCGGUAUAGGGGUGUCGGCGCUGCACGUCAUCCCGCCCAAGCAGCGCCAGUACCGCACCGUCGGCAUCUGCAGCCCGGAGUGCACUGAGAGCGUGAGUACACAAACACACAUUAUGUAUUAUGUAGUAUAUGACGCGGCGCUGCUAGGCGCCGGUAUAGGGGUGUCGGCGCUGCACGUCAUCCCGCCCAAGCAGCGCCAGUACCGCACCGUCGGCAUCUGCAGCCCGGAGUGCACUGAGAGCGUGAGUACACAAACACACAUUAUGUAUUAUGUAGUAUAUGACGCGGCGCUGCUAGGCGCCGGUAUAGGGGUGUCGGCGCUGCACGUCAUCCCGCCCAAGCAGCGCCAGUACCGCACCGUCGGCAUCUGCAGCCCGGAGUGCACUGAGAGCGUGAGUACACAAACACACAUUAUGUAUUAUGUAGUAUAUGACGCGGCGCUGCUAGGCGCCGGUAUAGGGGUGUCGGCGCUGCACGUCAUCCCGCCCAAGCAGCGCCAGUACCGCACCGUCGGCAUCUGCAGCCCGGAGUGCACUGAGAGCGUGAGUACACAAACACACAUUAUGUAUUAUGUAGUAUAUGACGCGGCGCUGCUAGGCGCCGGUAUAGGGGUGUCGGCGCUGCACGUCAUCCCGCCCAAGCAGCGCCAGUACCGCACCGUCGGCAUCUGCAGCCCGGAGUGCACUGAGAGCGUGAGUACACAAACACACAUUAUGUAUUAUGUAGUAUAUGACGCGGCGCUGCUAGGCGCCGGUAUAGGGGUGUCGGCGCUGCACGUCAUCCCGCCCAAGCAGCGCCAGUACCGCACCGUCGGCAUCUGCAGCCCGGAGUGCACUGAGAGCACAAUGCCAAAAGAAGGAAUAAACAUCGUGUCAGUGUUACUCCACGCUCACGGAACAGGGAGGAAAAUUGCGUUAAAGCACAUCAGAGGAACACAGGAACUACCAGUUAUAUCAGAGGAAAACUCCUACGAUGCUCGCUACCAACAAUCUCGCGUGGUGCCUGGUGGAAGGAAGUUCAAGAAAGGUGACACACUGAUCACGGAAUGUACUUACGACAGCACAUCAAGAGACAAGCCUAUUUUGGGCGGUUAUUCUGCAUCACAGGAAAUGUGCCUAUCCUUCGUGCUAUACUACCCUCGCACGCAGUUGGCAGGUUGCUACUCUAUGACGCCGGUCAAGGAAUUCUUCGAAACCUUCGGAGUUAAAGAAUUCUAUGGCCUCAGCAUGAUGCAGGUCGAAAACAUCUUCUUGUCUUCAGGAAACUUGGAAAACCUACCACCACAACUUGAGAUUGACAUGCAGCAGAGGUACAGCGAAGAAGCAGCAAUGCAAGGAGACGACCAAGGAGUUGGGUUAAUGAAAGAGCUAAUAAUCCGCGAGCCUUUCGAAUUCCGCAACAAGACGUUCAUGGCCCAUCUGAACGAAAUGCCGUGGUCGGAGCGUCUGCUCACGGAACAGAUCGAGAAAACUCUGUACAGAGGGAGCCACAUGACGUUCUGUAAGAAGAGGGACGACACUUGGGGCGCGCCAAUACAGAUCCAGAACUAUCCAAACUAUACUGAGCUAAUAUCCAACGAAACCUCUGAAAAGUCGUGCCAUUACAAAAGCGUCAGACUACCCUCCGUCACCAAGUCAAGCGCCGCUAGCGCCACCUACGACAAGCUAACCGCCAUUUUGACAAUCUGCGUCGCCUUCAUCGUUGCCCGGUAAUAAAAAACAAAACGUUCUUUUUUUAAAAGUACACCAAUGAGUUUCUAUGUUGUUUUUAUUUUUCGUUUUGAAUGUUUAUGAUGAGCUUAUCAAGAGAGCAGUCGAUGUCCGAAUGAUAUAGUAUUAUUUUGCCAAAUUAUGUAUCAUAAUUUGUUCGUGUAUUUAUAAUUAGAUUUCGUCUAGUUUUUGAUCAUUUACAGUUCUUAUAAUCAACAAAAUUUCAAAUUAUGCCACGUCUAAUAAGUUUGCAAAAUAUUCCGUUCUUAUAAUUUUAAUGUACAAAAUAUUUUACUGGAAAUGAUCAAAAGCGUUUUAGCGGGCAGUUAUCUGUCAAGUGUUACAUUGAUUAUAGACUUUGAGCCAAAGGUUAUAAUGUCUAUAAUUUAUCGACAGUUUUUUUUUACAAUUAGGUACUUUUGUAUGUGAAUUUUACGAGAGUGUUUGUGAUUUUGUGUACUUAUGGGUUUAUUGCUCAUUUACUUCGGCAUGUCUCAUAGUACUUUAAGGCUAGUAUCAGUACCAAAUAAUGGUAUGUAGGUAUCUUUAUUGUUUUUUACGAAGAAAAUUUCCGUUUCGACUGAUAUUUAGGAUUCCAGUGACCACUAUAUUGUUGUGAAUGAAACGUGUUGUGCUUAUACAAAGCCUAUGCAUGCAAUUAGUGUGCCUUUUUAAUUAAGGUGUAUAUCGUUAAUAUUGUGAGCACGUUGAUUUGGAGAUGUCACUCAACCCCUAUUCCUCUUUUUCAUUAAAAUUUUUCAGUCUUAUAACAUUUAAUAAAAGCCUUAGUUUGUCUCUUUUCAUCUUAGAUAGAUCAACAUUGUCAGAAGGAGACAAAGCAUACAUUUGCUAAACCAGUGUUUUUUUUU
Molecule: messenger RNA, 4328 nt
Organism: Ostrinia nubilalis (European corn borer)
Lineage: Eukaryota; Metazoa; Arthropoda; Insecta; Lepidoptera; Crambidae
Product: MOXD1 homolog 1-like
Exons: 13
Coding region: 223-3462 (1079 amino acids)
Biological process (GO): dopamine catabolic process; norepinephrine biosynthetic process; octopamine biosynthetic process
Cellular component (GO): secretory granule membrane
Molecular function (GO): dopamine beta-monooxygenase activity; copper ion binding
Source: RefSeq, a predicted model, not a curated record